AUGAAUGACGCUGAAUACAUUAUGCUAACAAAUUCAUUGCAUGGUUACGAGGUUCAAGUAGAAGCCGAGGGCCGAAGACGAGGCUUGGGACAACGAGUACUGAAAGUGUUAGAGAAACUGGCGCACUCUACACGUAUGCGCUGCGUUCGGCUGACGGCGCUAACACACAAUCCCUCCGCGGUGGCUUUCUUCAAAGCUUGCGGAUACAGCCUGGAUGAAACUAGCCCGCCUAAAGAAGAAGCGUCACACUAUGAGAUCCUAAGCAAGACGACAAUUCAAGAUGGCUCAGUUGGCGAUACGCCGCAAACAGUUGGAGACAAUUUGGAACAAAUGGUGAUAUCCUAG
Messenger RNA from Parnassius apollo (apollo), 345 nucleotides. The record is from the annotation of a GenBank genome assembly. Lineage: Eukaryota; Metazoa; Arthropoda; Insecta; Lepidoptera; Papilionidae.